Pseudophryne corroboree (corroboree frog) is the source of this 5439-nucleotide messenger RNA. RefSeq names its product roundabout guidance receptor 3 (gene ROBO3). The record is from RefSeq and is a predicted model, not a curated record. Gene Ontology annotation, biological process: cell-cell adhesion. The coding region runs from base 426 to 4691 and encodes 1421 amino acids. The transcript is spliced from 28 exons. Gene Ontology annotation, molecular function: protein binding. Lineage: Eukaryota; Metazoa; Chordata; Amphibia; Anura; Myobatrachidae.
GGAUUCCUGACAGAUGCCUGGACAUGCAGAUACCUUGCCGGAUAACGGGGACCCCUUCUUCUUCUUGCAUAGCUUCUAGUAAUUGGGGGGCCCUUCUGUGUAUAGGAUUUGCCCUGGAGAAGGGGGUGAUCUCGUCUUCUGCCUAGGUGUUCAAGGAAAACGGGGGUGCUCUGUUUCUUCCUCCUUCCUCAUCCCCCCCCAACCUUGGGGGUCCUCUCAUCUACACACCUCUUCUCAAAAGAGGGGUUCUGUUCUGUAGCUUCUGCUUCCAGACUUGGGGCUGUCUCUCCCCAUACUUUGGAGGGUCUGUCUUCCAGAAAGAAGGGGUGCUCUCCUGUAGCCUUUGCCACCAGUGAAGGGGUGCUCUUGUCUCCCCGCAGGUUGAUGAAGAGGGGUACACCUGUCCCCCACAGCUUCCAGUCAGCAUGCUGCGCUACCUCCUAAAGACCCUUCUGCAGAUGAACCUUUUUGCAGAUUCUAUUCCUGGAGAGAAUUCCAACGCCACAGACUUAUUCUACCAGUUUAACUCCUCGUUCUCCAGCUUCAACGGCAGCUUAUUCGAUUUCAGCAACCUGACCAGCUUCAAUGGAUCCCGACCUCGCCUGGAAGAUUUCCCCCCGCGGAUCGUCGAACACCCGUCCGAUCACAUCGUCUCCAAGGGGGAACCUGCCACGCUGAACUGUAAGGCAGAGGGUCGCCCCACCCCCAUCGUUGAGUGGUACAAAGAUGGAGAGCGGGUGGAGACUGACAAGGACGACCCCCGCUCACACCGCAUGCUGCUGCCCAGCGGUUCCCUCUUCUUCCUCCGUAUUGUGCACGGACGACGAAGCAAACCCGACGAAGGGAUUUAUAUCUGCGUGGCCCGAAACUACCUGGGGGAAUCGGUCAGCCGGAACGCAUCUCUGGAAGUCGCACUUUUGAGAGAUGAUUUUCGUCAGGCUCCUAGUGAUGUGGUGGUAGCAGCCGGAGAGCCAGCGGUAAUGGAGUGCAUUCCACCCAGGGGCCACCCUGAACCCACAAUAUCCUGGAAAAAAGAAAAUGUCCGCAUCAGUGAUAAGGACGAGCGCAUCACGAUCCGCGGAGGAAAGCUGAUGAUUUCCAAUACCAGGAAGACAGAUGCCGGGAUGUACGUCUGUGUGGCGACCAAUAUGGUGGGAGAGCGAGACAGUGAGCCGGCACAGCUGGUGGUGUUUGAGCGUCCCACAUUUGUCAGAAGACCCAUAAACCAGGUAGUCUUAGCAGACGACAUUGUGGACUUUCACUGUGAGGUCCAAGGAGACCCGGUGCCCACCGCCCGCUGGAGGAAAGAAGAAGGAGAACUGCCCCGGGGAAGGUAUGAGAUUCGCAGUGACAACACCCUGCGGGUCUCGCGCGUGACAGCGGAGGAUGAAGGAACGUAUACCUGUAUUACAGAGAACAGUGUUGGCAAAUCUGAGGCUUCCGGGUCACUGGGGGUUCACGUCCCACCCCAGCUGGUGACCCGACCUCGAGACCAGAUUGUAGUCCAGGGGCGCACAGUGACCUUCCAGUGCGAGACCAAGGGGAACCCACCACCAGCUGUGUUCUGGCAGAAGGAGGGUAGUCAGAUACUGCUGUUCCCCAGCCAGCCCCCGCAGACAGUGGGCCGUUUCUCUGUAUCUCCCAGCGGGGAACUGACUAUAAUCGAUGUGCAGACGGGAGACUCUGGCUACUACAUGUGCCAGGCGAUUAGCGUUGCCGGAAGCAUCUUGGCGAAAGCUCUCCUGGAAGUGGAAGAUGCAACGUCGGAUCGAGUUCCACCGAUUAUCCGCAGGGGACCCUCCAAUCAAACGCUGGCCGCCGACUCGGUGGUACAAAUGCAAUGCCAUGUGUCUGGGAACCCGCUGCCGAGCACACAUUGGUUGAAAGACGGGCAGAGGGUUGGGGGCAGUGACCCUAGGAUCAACGUACUGGACAACGGAACUCUACAAAUCACCCACCUACAGGUGGCAGAUUCCGGAGUCUAUGCCUGUGUUGCCACAAGUUCUACCGGAGAAACAACCUGGAGUGGCUACCUAGCGGUACAAGAAAAGGGUUCUCUGAUAAACGUGCAGCCCUCCGAGCCCAGCCUGGUCCCCGGCUCCCCUUCCAAACCGCUGGUCACCGAUGUCACCAAGAACAGCGUCACCCUGACGUGGCAGCCCAACCCGCAGACUGGGAGCACACCCGUUUUAUCGUACAUCAUUGAGGCGUUCAGCCAAUCCGCUGGGAGCACCUGGCAGACCGUGGCCGACGAGGUGAAGAUUGAGAAACACACCGUGAUUGGUCUGAACCCGAACACCAUUUAUCUCUUCAUCAUCCGCGCUGUGAACUCUUACGGCCUCAGUGACCCCAGCGCCAUAUCAGAGCCCGUGCGCACUCAGGAUGUCAGUCCCACGCGACAAGGCGUGGAUCACCGACAAGUGCAGCGCGAACUCGGAGAGGUCGUAGUUCAACUCCAGAAGCCGAUGAUCCUCACCUCCUCCACCGUACAGGUCACGUGGACAGUGGAUCGCCAAGCUCAGUUUAUACAGGGGUACCGGAUCAUGUAUCGCCCCAAAUCCAGCAUUUGGGUGGUGCAGGACGUCAAGUCCCCCUCGGAACGCAGCACCAUCCUGGUAGACCUGAAGAGAGGCAGAGAGUAUGAAAUAAAGAUUCGCCCGUAUUUUGACGAGUUCCAGGGAAUGGACAGCGACGUCCUGCUGGUCCGCACGCCGGAAGAAGUUCCCAGCGCAGCGCCGCAAUCAGUCGCCGUGGUCACGGUGGGAACGAGCAACAGCACCAAUAUCAGCAUCACGUGGGAGCCGCCGCCCGUCGAGCACCAGAACGGGAUUAUCCAGGACUAUCGGAUUUGGUGCCUGGGAAAUGAAUCCCGCUACCACAUAAACCGGACAGUGGACGGAGCACUGCACAGCACCGUCAUACGGGGCCUCGUUCCCGGGAUUCUUUACCGCGUUGAAGUUGCUGCAGCAACAAGUGCUGGAUUCGGAGUGAAGAGCCAGCCAAUCACCAUCCAGAUCAAAGCGUCUUCCGAUCACGUUCCGGUUACCAGCGCUGAUAACGUCAGUCUGACGGAGCAGAUCACGGACGUGGUGAAGCAGCCGGCGUUCAUUGCAGGCAUCGGUGGGGCGUGCUGGGUGAUCCUUAUGUGCUUCAGUGUCUGGAUAUACUGCCGCAGGAAGAAGAGGAAAGAGCUGAGCCACUAUACAGCCUCCUUCGCCUACACCCCGGCAGUGUCUUUCCCACAUACAGAUGGGUCCAGUCACAUAGCUACCAGACCGGGAUUGCUGGCCACUAGCGCAUCCAACUACCCCUGGCUGGCGGACUCCUGGCCGGCAAGCAACCUCCUGAGAAACGGCAAACCAAAAGAGGCCGCCGUCACCUGCUGUCCCGCAAAUCACAACCCGGCGGAGAGAUACUAUAACGAUGCUGGGAUAUCAAACUACAUUGCUCAGACGGAGAAAUUUGGGACGGGUGUCUCGGACGGUCCCAUCUACAGCACCAUCGAUCCCACCAGUGAUGACAUGAGGACCUUUAAUGGUGCUUUUCCCCAACACACUACUCCUUAUGCCACCACCCCUGUUGUACCAUAUGGAGGACAGAACCUGCGCUCCCCAGAAUCGGAGGAAAACUCAUGGAACGCCCAGCCUGGAACGUCUGGAAUCCUGUACGCCCAGCCCGAGCGCAACAAAGCAGAAAACGUUCCCAAGGCUGGAAAACAGAAAUCUAUGGGAAAACCAGUUAAAACCCCUUCUCUGAACUGGACAGAAAUCCUGCCACCGCCGCCGCCUGCCAACGAGCUGAACCAGUUCCAGGACGAGGACUCUGAUAUGGAAAUGAACUCCGACACGGAGGAAUGGUGCCCCCCAUUGCCGGAACGGACCUACUUGAUGGAGAAUAUUCCAGAAGAUUGCCCUCCUCCUCCUCCUCGUGGGGAGGCUUCAUCUCCAGCUCAGUCCUAUGGGCAGCAGUCCACGGCCACCCUAACCCCGUCUCCCCGGGAGGAGAUGCACGACUCAGGAGAGAUCCCCAGGCUACAACAGUUUGAGCUUCCCCCUCAUCCGCGGAGGUUGCCAGCUGGAUCCGUCCCCAUCCCCAGAGCCCCCAGCCCCCCUCUGACACAGAGUAAUCCCAGUCUCCACACACUGGCAGAGGGAGGUGAUGCACCGCGCCACUGCCACAGGCGGAACCUCAGCCAGAAUCCAACGCUCAGCGCAGAGAACGUCAGUUUUCCCAGCACAGGAAAACCUCAGCCCGUCGCAGCAGACAAUCCCAGUGCUACGCCCGGACCAAAGCUGAAAGCGAAUAAGAAGUCAAAGUCUGGUCACUAUCGCAGGGAAGCAAAGCAAGGAGAUCUCCCACCACCGCCAGAGCCCCCUCCCGCCGACGAGGAGCCGAGUUCUUCCCCCCGCAUCCAGUGCUCCGCCUCAUCCCUGGAGAGAGACACAAGCGCCAUGUCCUCCGUGGAGAGAAGAGCCGCCAUGGCGAGGGGAAACACAGCGGCACACCCGCUGCAGCACAGAGACGUAGAUGAAGAAAUCAUUCCAUACAGUAAGCCCAACUUCCUGUCCAGGAGCCAGCUAUCCAGUAAUUGUUCCACAUCGGGGAGCGGCUCUUCUCGGGGGUCAGCGGGAUCCAGGGGUCACCCCUCUGGAAGGAGCAAAACCGGAGACCGGAAAGAGGAGAAGAGAUGAGGAGACCUCACUGGGAGUUGAACGCUCACAUCGCUUUCCUGCCAACACCUUGUACAAGGAAAUAUUUUGUCAAAGACACUUUAAAACUUUUCCAGUAUUUUCCAUUGUUGCUUAUUUAUGGACCUUUUUCUGGACAUUGGUUUUUCUUAUUUUCUGUGUAAAUAAUAAGCCUGUUUCUUGGGACCAGGGCUUUCUGGAAACUGGAGAAACCUACUAUAUUUAUAAAGUAAAAAAAGCAAGUUGUACAUUAAGAUUUUGCUGUUUUGAACGUGCCAAGUUUUCUAGUAAGUAUGAUAUGUUUGCACUCAUGCGUGUACAGAACGCCAUGACGGAAGAAAAAGCACAAGGCUUUGUUGCAUGCGGUUCCCUCACAGAAUAAGCCUGCGGUGUAUGUGCGCGAAAUUAGCGCCGGAGCUGUCAGGACGUUUCGGUGGCCAUAGAAGACUUCAGCCAUGACACAAGUCCUGAUUUUUUGAGAUGACAAAAGGGUGUCUCCGCCCUAAAGUACGUCCACUUUUUCAUAUUUAAAAAAGAAUAAAAACAAAAUAAAUUACCAAGACCGGAAGCACGCGAAAGGAGGAGCCUAAUGUGACGCAGUUAAGAAGAACCGUCCAAAUGAACGACAACUUCUAGCCUAUCACGAGUGACAUUGUUCCUCUGCUCAGGCAGCUUCCUGUGACUGCACUUGUGAUAGGCCCCAAAUUACAUUUUGUAUGCUACAAAUAAAGAUUUUUGCUAAACAUUCCAA